Messenger RNA from Morchella importuna, 813 nucleotides. RefSeq lists its product as uncharacterized. Gene Ontology annotation, cellular component: cytoplasm. The coding region runs from base 1 to 813 and encodes 270 amino acids. Gene Ontology annotation, biological process: L-histidine biosynthetic process. The record is from RefSeq and is a predicted model, not a curated record. Lineage: Eukaryota; Fungi; Ascomycota; Pezizomycetes; Pezizales; Morchellaceae. Gene Ontology annotation, molecular function: histidinol-phosphatase activity. The transcript has 3 exons.
AUGCCGAGAGAUUGUUUGGAAGAUCUGUACCCGGAGGAGAUUGAGGCUCACCUAAAUCCGUUUGAGCUCUUCAGAGCCUUUGCCGACUAUUAUGACACUGCUCUCCGCCUCCGGUCUCGAUAUCAACACAUGAUCGAGCUCCCCAUCGGCUUUGAAGUUGACUACAUCAGAGAAUCCUCAAUCACCCUUAUCAAUCAUCUUCAGAACCUUUACAAAUUUGACUUCUUUAUCGGCUCGGUUCAUCAUGUGAAUACUAUCCCGAUUGACUUCGAUAAGCCCAUGUAUCAGAGGGCCAUCGAGGCAGCUGGAGGAACCGAGAGAGAUCUAUUUGAGGCAUAUUUUGAUGCACAGUAUGAGAUGCUGAAGGCACUCAAGCCCGCGGUGAUCGGUCACUUUGAUCUUAUCAGAUUGUUCUGUAGCGAUCCAGAUAAGAAAUUGGCCGAUUACGGCGGAGAUGUUGUGAGGAAAGUUGAGAGGAACGUGGACUUUAUCUGUAGCUACGGUGGAAUUACAGAGUUGAAUUCGUCAAGCAUCAGAAAAGGUUGGAAAGAGCCAUAUCCUAAGAAAGAUGUGUGCGAGAUCAUCAUUGCCAAAGGUGGAAGAUUCACCUUUUCGGAUGACAGCCACGCCGUGGAUCAAGUCGGGUUAAACUAUCACCGGGUCCUAGACUAUGUCGAAGACAUUGGAUUGACAGAGGUGCAUUAUUUGAUGAAACUCCCCAUGGGUCAGACUCGCAUCAACGUGCUGGAUGCCUGCGUUGUGAAAACUCUCACACUAGAAGAGCUGAAAGGACACCAGUUUUGGCAGUCAUGA